GCAAUAUAAAAGCUUAAAUAUAUUCAUCCUCCGUAACAAAGAGCAAUGUGAAUCUGGAUACCAUAUCCUUCUUAUCUGACAGACUUGCGUGCGAAAAGAUAAUAUCGGCGUAUUAUAUACCAGCGAGUGUCCGUGACGACCACUCGCUCACUCGCUCACUCGCUCACCCAAACCUCGUCCUCCUCCUCGUCCCCCUCCUCCUCCUCCUCCUCUUCUCCACCUCCAUCACCGUUAUCACCACCUCCAUCGUCAUGUCUCUUGUUACCUUCAGAAACCUUCUCUUUGGUCGGCCAGCAUGUCACCGGACAGCCAGCACAGAACCAGGCGCGCUCGAGUCUCAAGAUGCCUCCAUUCCGGCCCACCGGCCGGAGACCCAGCCUCUACUCGGAGGAGGCAAGCCGAGGCCUUCCUUCUCAUCUUCCUGUUCCAAUACCACUCGGGUAGAAGGAGAGCAAGGAGGCGAGAGGAGGAAUGAUGAAAAGAAGAAACGCCGUUUCCGCAUCGAUGCGCGCAUCAUCUCCGAUGCCACCAUCGGACUUGCGGAUGGUCUCACCGUCCCUUUUGCCCUGACGGCCGGCCUGUCUGCCCUGGGAGAGACCAGGAUUGUCGUCUACGGCGGACUCGCCGAGCUCAUCGCCGGCGCCAUCUCCAUGGGUCUCGGCGGGUACCUGGGAGCAAAGAGUGAAGCCGCCUCAUACCGUGAAACACGCGCGGAAUGCGCCCAACUCGCCCAAGAGGACCCAACCCACGCAGCUGCCACCGCUUUACGCUCCCUCUUCGCCGGCCCGGCGGCCUCGGCAUUACCCCCACACGCCCUCGACGCCCUAGCGAACCACCUCGCCUCCGCCCCGACCGAGGCGCGCGUCGACCUCCUCCUCCGCGCCAGGCACGGCGCCGACGCCUCCCCUGACACCGCGGGCGACUCUUCGUCCCCCUCGUCUUCUUCUCGCAGCCCGGCUGUCUCCGCCUUCACCAUCGCCACCGGGUACCUCCUCGGCGGCCUCAUCCCGUUGGCACCCUACUUCUUCGUCCCGUCCACCCCCGAAGGCGUGGCGGAGGCGUUGAAGGACAGCAUCGUUGUCAUGGCGUUCGCCUUGUUCCUGUUCGGAUACGUGCGGACGUGUGCCGUCGCCGGGUGGCACGGGCGGAAACGCGUGUGGCACGGCCUCCUGGGUGGUGCGGAGAUGGUUGUGGUGGGUGGCAUGGCGGCCGGGGCGGCCAUGGGGUUUGUCAAGCUUUUUGAUCGCUUGGCUGGCAACUGAGCUUUGCCGUACUGUGGUACAUGCAACUCGUCGUCGUCCUUGCCACUUGGUUCCCCUUUGUCCCGGGUGCUUCUUUUGUCUGAUCUAUCUCUACCUUGUUUCCACAAGGCGUUCGUGUCUCGGGUUUGAGCCGGGGUUUUUUAUUUCUUCUUUUUGGCGUACUGGGUCGAGAUAUCUCCACUGCAUUAUACGCGGCGUUAAUGGGUUGAAGGAAAGCCACGUUACCAUGUCAUUGUUAUACCCCGUUGUGCUGGUAUAGUGGUGUGUGUAUUUGAUACAAACGAUCAAGACGGAUGAGUAGACAUGGACUAUAUCCUCCUGCCCUUGGGUUUUUGUCAAAUGAGAAAUGAUGCCAUGCCAUGCCAUGCCAUGCCAUGCUCAGCGAUCAAGGUUCAUGCGCAAUAGCAU
This is a messenger RNA of Sodiomyces alkalinus F11, 1670 nucleotides long. RefSeq lists its product as hypothetical. Gene Ontology annotation, molecular function: manganese ion transmembrane transporter activity; iron ion transmembrane transporter activity. NCBI's taxonomy places the organism in Eukaryota, Fungi, Ascomycota, Sordariomycetes, Glomerellales, Plectosphaerellaceae. The transcript is spliced from 2 exons. Bases 252 to 1262 code for a protein of 336 amino acids. Gene Ontology annotation, cellular component: fungal-type vacuole membrane. Gene Ontology annotation, biological process: intracellular manganese ion homeostasis. The record is from RefSeq and is a predicted model, not a curated record.